GCACGAGCCCGCGCUGCGGGUAGUUGGAGCUGCCUCCUCUCCUCCUUCACGCACUCUACCUCAUCCACCAUCAUAUAAACCCCCCUUCAAACACCUCAACACAGCACUCAAACACGCACAGAAAGAAUCCACAGAGCUUCACAACACGAGUGUUGUUAAGGAGUGAGACCACGCUUGAUUCAGCCGAGGACCCGCUCCCGAGAUGGCGAAGACGCUCACGGCGCUGGCGGGGGAGAAGACCCUCCAGUCCAAGUUCGUCCGCGAUGAGGACGAGCGCCCCACGGUGGCCUACAACCAGUUCAGCGACGAGAUCCCCGUGAUAUCCCUGGCGGGGAUCGACGAGGUCGGCGGCCGGAGGGAGGAGAUUUGCAGGAAGAUCGUGGAGGCGUGCGAGGACUGGGGUGUCUUCCAGGUGGUUGACCAUGGGGUCAACGCGGGGCUCAUCGCCGACAUGACCCGGCUCGCGCGUGAGUUCUUCGCGCUGCCUCCGGAGGAGAAGCUCCGGUUCGACAUGUCCGGCGGGAAGAAAGGGGGGUUCAUCGUCUCGAGCCAUCUCCAAGGUGAAGCCGUCCAGGACUGGCGCGAGAUAGUGACGUACUUCUCAUACCCGGUCCGAAACCGAGACUACUCCCGAUGGCCCGACAAGCCGGAGGGAUGGAAGUCGGCGACGCAGCAGUACAGCGAGAAGCUCAUGGGCCUCGCUUGCAAGCUCCUGGAGGUCCUCUCGGAGGCAAUGGGAUUGGAGAAGGAGGCGCUGACCAAGGCGUGUGUGGACAUGGACCAGAAGGUGGUGGUCAACUACUACCCCAAAUGCCCGCAGCCCGACCUCACGCUCGGGCUCAAGCGCCACACCGACCCGGGAACCAUCACCCUCUUGCUCCAGGACCAGGUGGGUGGCCUCCAGGCCACCAGAGACGGUGGCAAGAACUGGAUCACCGUCCAGCCCGUGGAAGGGGCUUUCGUGGUCAACCUAGGCGAUCACGGUCAUUUCCUGAGCAACGGGAGGUUCAAGAACGCGGACCACCAGGCGGUGGUGAACUCCAACUACAGCCGCCUCUCCAUAGCGACGUUCCAGAACCCGGCGCCGGACGCCGUGGUGUACCCGCUGAAGGUGAGGGAGGGGGAGGAGUGCAUCAUGCCGGAGCCCAUCACCUUCGCGGAUAUGUACAGGAGGAAGAUGAGCAAGGACCUGGAGCUGGCCCGGCUGAAGAAGCUGGCCAGGGAGGAGCAGCAGCAGCAGGCCAAGGACGUGGAGAAGGCCAAGCUGGAGGCCAAGCCAUUGGAGCAGAUCCUCGCUUGAUGAAAGUUCCAAUCUCCAAUCUUUCCGUUUACGUUCUUUUUGCAUUAGCACCACACCCUCACCACUGUUGGUCCCAUUUACCAAAGAGUCUCGUGAAUCCAUGGUUUGUUCCAGUGGCGUCCUAUGUAUCCAUCGGCGAUGGGCGAGUACAAUAACAUCAUCGGUCCUUUGUUUCUUAGUGUAACGAAUGAUUUUCACAAUGAUACAUAGUCUUGUUUCGAUUCAGAUACAAA
This is a messenger RNA of Syzygium oleosum, 1533 nucleotides long. RefSeq names its product naringenin,2-oxoglutarate 3-dioxygenase. Lineage: Eukaryota; Viridiplantae; Streptophyta; Magnoliopsida; Myrtales; Myrtaceae. The transcript is spliced from 3 exons. The coding region runs from base 203 to 1300 and encodes 365 amino acids. The record is from RefSeq and is a predicted model, not a curated record.